Maudiozyma barnettii is the source of this 1302-nucleotide messenger RNA. RefSeq names its product tRNA(Phe) (4-demethylwyosine(37)-C(7)) aminocarboxypropyltransferase (gene TRM12). The transcript has a single exon. NCBI's taxonomy places the organism in Eukaryota, Fungi, Ascomycota, Saccharomycetes, Saccharomycetales, Saccharomycetaceae. Gene Ontology annotation, cellular component: cytoplasm. Gene Ontology annotation, biological process: tRNA methylation; wybutosine biosynthetic process. The record is from RefSeq and is a predicted model, not a curated record. Gene Ontology annotation, molecular function: S-adenosylmethionine-dependent methyltransferase activity; tRNA methyltransferase activity. Bases 1 to 1302 code for a protein of 433 amino acids.
AUGCCUUUGGAAAUAGUGGCUAAGGACUCUGUGACAAUCAAAGCUAUCAAGACUGCGUUGGAGGCGGAAUCACUGUUUGUGAAGCCUAUAAUCAAAGAAGAUUCAUAUCGGAUCAUCCGUACUUCCAUCGAUGAACCAAAGGAACUUAUUUCUAUGUUCCCAGGUGUAGAGUUUAGAGAAUAUCAACUUGCCCCCAGUAGAAAUGGUUUACCAGUGAAUGGGAGAGAUAUAUUGAGUUUCCAUCGUGAAUAUUUUUCCCAAUACGUUAAAGAUUCACAAAUUGUUGAAGAAGAACUGUUAAACUAUCUUCCUACAAAAUAUAGUAUCUAUCCACCAAUGUUAUUAUUUAACAAUUCCGAAAAGAAAUCGUUAUUGCAUGAGAAAGUACACAAAUUUUUCUCAAAUUAUAAUAUUGAUCGUACUCAAUAUUACAGUCAUUUAUUAAACGAUUUUGCACCUUUCAAAGAAUUAACAAUAAUUGCCAUCAAUAAACCGAUCUUAGUGGAAGACACAUUGAGACAACCGCACAAUCUAAAAUUGUUAUAUCGUGAUGAUGGCCAACCGUUGGAUGAAUUCGAUGACAUAUGGUGUCAAGUGGCCCAGAAUGAGAUUAUACAAGUAUGGAACCCGAUGUAUACAAUGUUCUCCCGAGGAAACAUCAAGGAAAAGAAGCGUGUCCUUGAUACCUUUCAAGACGUGGAAGCUAACGAUGUCGUUGAUCUAUACUGUGGUAUUGGUUAUUUUACAUUCAGUUAUUUAAAACUUGGAUGUCGUAAUUUAUUUGGAUUCGAAUUGAAUCCAUGGAGUGUGAAGGGUCUUUGGAAAGGAUUUGAUGCUAAUGAUGGAUUUAUACCCAAAACAGACAAUAAAGGGUCUGUUUCAAGGUAUCGUGGUGACAAAGAACAAUAUUGUCAUAUAUACAAUGAAAAUAAUGAAAUGAGUGACCAAAGACUUCAAGAAUUCCGCAACCAAUCAACAUCCGGAGAGUUACUUAAGAUAAGACAUAUUAAUCUAGGUUUACUUCCUUCCAGUCAGCAAGGGUGGCCCGUAGCAUUACGCCUUUUAGGCAGCCAUAACAAUUGGGACGUAUGUUCUUUAUCAACAUUACAUAUCCACGAAAAUGUCUCUAUAGAAGAAAUUAAUGAUGGCAGUUUCGUUAAACAGACAAUAACAAAGUUAGAAAUAUUGGGAGCAACUCGCUAUCAAUUCAAUAGCACACAUUUGGAAAAGAUCAAGACGUUUGCGCCCGAUGUUUGGCAUAUCUGCUUGGAUGUCGAUGUUACUUUGGCAGCGACCGACUGA